Molecule: messenger RNA, 1007 nt
Organism: Solanum pennellii
Lineage: Eukaryota; Viridiplantae; Streptophyta; Magnoliopsida; Solanales; Solanaceae
Exons: 5
Coding region: 1-804 (267 amino acids)
Source: RefSeq, a predicted model, not a curated record
AUGCACAAUUUCUCUAUGUAUUUUUGUUCUUCCACCAUGAAACCUUGUACUAGAGGUUUAUCUACAAAUCUUAAAGCUCCAAUCUUGAUUUUGAAGAACUCAAAAUCAGCUUCAUUUGUGAAAUGGGCACCUCUCUUUAAGUUUUCUCCAGUUGUUGCUUUAUCUACUGCUCGUUGUAGUCAUUCUACAGUUCAUGCUCCAUCAUCACCAGUUAUUCAAUCGGAUUCUAAUUCAACUGUGCUUCAUAUUCCUGAAGAAAAAUUUGAAGGGGUAGAGAAAACCCUAGAAAAGGUGAUUUAUAGCUGUCGGUUUUUCGCGAUUCUUGCAGUUUGGGGUUCCUUGAUUGGAUCUUUUCUUUGUUUUAUAAAGGGUUGUUCAUGUGUGAUUGCAUCAUUCCAAGGGUACUUUGCAAGCCGAGCUAACGUUAUUGUGCAUCUUGUCGAAGCUAUAGAUAUAUACCUGUUAGGAACAGUGAUGUUAGUCUUCGGUAUGGGUCUCUAUGAGCUCUUCAUCAGCAAUCUUGACAAAGGAAAAUCAAUGUCAGGGGAGACUACUCCAUAUAGAUCAAAUCUCUUCGGCAUGUUCACUCUAAAGGAACGACCGAGAUGGUUGGAAAUAACUACUGUGAGCGGGCUAAAAACCAAAAUCGGUCAUGUUAUCGUGAUGCUUCUUCUCAUAGGUUUGUUUGACAAGAGCAAGAAGGCUGUUAUACAUUCACCAUUUGAUCUACUUUGCUUUGCAGCUUCUGUGCUUCUUUGCUCUUGCUGCCUCUAUCUGCUUUCAAGACUCACUGAUGAGAACUAAGCAUUUUAUAAUGGAAUGCUAUGGUAUGUUUUACAUGUACAUAUUUCCAUGUAAAAAGGGGCAGCCCCGUGCACUACUGCUAUGCACAGAAUCUGCAGAAGGAUCGGACCACAAGGGUCUAUUGUUCCUAUGUAUAUUACACAAAUGCAAUGCAUAAUAUAAACAUCUUUUGUGUCAAACGUGGAGCUCUCUUUUAUUUUCUU